Messenger RNA from Fraxinus pennsylvanica, 399 nucleotides. The record is from the annotation of a GenBank genome assembly. NCBI's taxonomy places the organism in Eukaryota, Viridiplantae, Streptophyta, Magnoliopsida, Lamiales, Oleaceae.
AUGAAUCGUAGCUUAGGAAAUGGUAUUGUUAUUGAUGGCAAAAAUUGUGAUGAAGAUAUCUCAAAAAUUUUAAAUAACAUGAGGCCGAAAGAAGAAUCUCUGAAGUCUGUUCGAGAAGGGGAAGAAUCUGAUGUUGAAGUCGGUGACGAAGGACCGGAGAACUUGGUGAUUACUAACGAGACUAGUAAAAAUGUCGAUGUGCUACGUAUGGACGACAAUAGUAGUGAACAGAGCUGGAGACUAAGAUCUUUGUCUAAGUCUAGUGUGGCUAGUGUAACUACUGAUUUUCCCAUGCAAAAUGUGCUUCUGCAGAUCUCCUGGUAUAUGCAUAAUGCACUUGUGAUCCUUUCAGCUAUAUAUUUCUUCCGCGGCAUACUGCAUAGCCGAGUUAUCAUGUAG